UCCAUGCGGGCACACAAUCAGAGGAUGAGGAGUGGAUGAGGGUGAGGGUGUAUAGUAGUGGAAAGAAUGGGACCGAGCCCAUACGUCUGUCUCUCCACACCACAGACACUGUGAACGCUGCAGCAUCCCAACAUCACCAGACAUGCGCAAGAGCGUCAGCAGCAGCAGCAGCAGCAGCAGAAACACCACCACCACCACCACCACUACUGCUCUGCUGCGUUUCCGCCUUGGCUGAGCGGCGCACACAGCCGAGAGGGGAGGGGAGGGAAGCCGAGGAGGAGAAGAAGAAGAAGAGGAGAGAGGAGAGAGGAGCCACCGAGACGCAGUGGGGCACAGCACCGAGCAUAUUAUAACACCGACGCACCAAACAUUUACGCGUCGAGAAGCUGACCUGUGCGGUGCGCGCCACGGAGAGCCUUCAUUACCUUCCUCAGCCAUGGAGACUGCGCUAAAGGACAGCCACUGAAAUUCUGGACAAAAUGAAGAAGUUCAACAUCAGGAAGGUGCUGGACGGCUUGAAGGAGGUGUCCUCCUCCACUCCGUCUGUCCAAGUGGGACCACAGGAGAACCAUCUGAUCCAGGAGACACUCCAGUCCGAGCAUUUCCAGCUCUGCAAGACCGUCCGUCAUGGCUUCCCUUACCAACCGUCGUCCAUGGCUUUCGACCCCGUGCAGAAGAUACUGGCCAUCGGCACCCAGAGUGGAGCACUCAGAUUGUUUGGUCGUCCAGGCGUGGAGUGUUACUGUCAGCACGAGACUGGAGCGGCCGUCAUCCAGCUACAGUUCCUCAUCAAUGAGGGAGCGUUGGUGAGCGCUCUGGCUGAUGACAGCGUUCACCUGUGGAACCUGAGGCAGAAGAGACCGGCCAUCCUCCACUCCCUCAAGUUCAGCAAAGAGAGAAUAACUUUCUGCCACCUGCCCUUCCAGAGUAAAUGGUUGUACAUCGGCACAGAACGAGGGAACAUCCACCUCGUCAACGUGGAGUCCUUCAUGCUCUCAGGCUACGUCAUCAUGUGGAACAAAGCCAUUGAACUGUCCUCCAAGGCUCACCCUGGACCAGUCGUCCACAUAAGUGACAACCCCAUGGACGAGGGAAAGCUUAUAAUUGGAUUUGAGUCUGGGAUCGUGGUCCUGUGGGAUCUGAAAUCAAAGAAGGCCGAAAAUCGCUACACUUACGAUGAGGCGAUCCACUCAGUUGCCUGGCAUCACGAGGGCAAGCAGUUCAUUUGCAGUCACUCAGAUGGAACUCUGACCAUAUGGAACAUCAGAGGCCAGGGCAAGCCCAUACAGACAAUCACCCCACACGGAAAACAGCCCAAGGACGGGAAGAAGCCAGAGCCUUGUAAACCCAUUCUCAAAGUGGAGUACAAAACCACUAGAAUUGGAGAGCCCUUCAUAAUCCUGUCUGGUGGUCUGUCCUACGACACGGUGGGCCGGCGGCCAUGCUUGACAGUAAUGCACGGGAAGAGUACCGCCGUGCUGGAGAUGGACUAUCCUAUAGUAGACUUCCUCACACUCUGUGAGACACCGUACCCUAACGAUUUUCAGGAACCUUACGCUGUGGUGGUCCUUCUAGAAAAGGAUUUAGUGGUGAUCGACCUUGCACAAAAUGGUUACCCCAUAUUCGAGAACCCCUAUCCUCUGACUAUCCACGAGUCUCCUGUGACCUGCUGCGAGUACUUUGCCGACUGCCCUGUGGACCUCAUACCUGCACUUUACUCUGUCGGCUCGCGGCAGAAACGACAGGGCUACAGCAAAAAGGAAUGGCCUAUUAGUGGUGGAAACUGGGGUCAAGGCACACAGAGCUACCCAGAGAUCAUCAUCACUGGGCACGCUGAUGGAACUGUGAAGUUCUGGGAUGCCUCUGCAAUAAUGCUCCAGGUGCUCUAUAAGCUCAAAACAGCCAAGGUGUUUGACAGGAACCGGUCCAAGGAGGACAAGGGAAGCACCGAGGCGUCAGACGAAGACCCGUUCGCCAUCCAGACCAUGGCCUGGUGCCCUGAGAGCCGGAUGCUGUGUGUGGCCGGGGUGUCAGCCAACCUUAUCAUCUACCGCUUCAGCAAGCUGGAAGUAACUACUGAGGUGGUGCAGUUAUUAGAGGUGCGAAUGCAGUACGAGCUGAACGACAUAGAAUCUCCAGACGGCGUGGGCGGAGGGGGAGAGCAGACAUCGGCGCUCCCCACCCCCGGUGCCUCCCCUCAGACGAGCGGCCCACCUUCACACCCCUCCACCAGCAGCAACAACUCCGACGGAGGCAACAUGCCCUGCCUCAAACUGCGCAGCACUCCUCUGAAGCAGUCUGCAGGUUACCAGGUAGAUCUGGUGGUCCAGUUAGUGUGGGUGAGCGGAGAGCCUCCGCAGCAGAUCACAAGUCUGGCGCUCAAUUCCUCCUACGGCCUCGUGGUGUUUGGCAACAGUAACGGUCUGGCGGUGGUGGACUACGUCCAGAAGACGGUGGUGCUCAACUUGGGGACGGUCGAGCUUUACGGCUCCAAUGACCCCUACCAGAGGCAGCCCCGCUCGCCAAGAAAGACACGACAGCCCUCUGGAGGUCUGUGCGACAUCAACGAGGGCUCAGCCACAUCAGAGGACCGCUGCAAGUCCCCGACUUCAGUGUUGAUGUCAAACAGCAAUCUACAGCAAUUCUACAAUGGAGGUGGUAGAGGAGCAAAGCUGUCACGGAAAUUAAGCUUGCCUACUGAGCUAAAGCCAGACUUGGUCCUCCUGUCUGUAUGCCCGCCGCGGGGUGCCAACCCAUUAGACCAUCGGGACAAUUCCUUCAGCCGCUCGCGCUCCUCCAGCGUCACCAGCAUCGACAAGGAAGCACGAGAGGCCAUCAGCUCCUUCCACUUCAGCGAGACCUUCGCCCGGAAGGGAGACAGCACUUUGACGCCCUGCCUGUACGUGGGCACCACUCUGGGCACCGUGCUGGCUCUCGCUCUCACGUUGCCACCUGCUGGGGAGCAACGUCAACUGCAGCCGGUUAUCGCUUCACCCACAGGCAUGUUGGUGCGGCUGAAGGGCAGCGUCAUGCGGAUGGCUUUCCUGGACUCGACAGGUUCCAUGCAGCCCGCUCCGUUCGAGCAGUGGUUCGAACCCAACGUCACAGCAGAUGGCGAAGAAAGAGAGAAGGUCCGUAAGCGCCGGCCCGUCUCGGUGUCCCCGUCCACCUCCCAGGACCUCAACGAGAGCCAGUACGCCGUGGUGUGUUCAGAGAAACAGGCCAAAGUCCUCGCCCUCCCCUCCCAGACCUGCAUCUAUAAACACAGCAUCACAGAGGCCUCCUUCAUCCUCCGGGCAGAUGUGGUGCAGAUGAGCCAAGGCGCCUGUCUGGCGUGUUUCUGUGCCAACGGCCACAUCAUGACCCUCAGUGUGCCGGGACUGAGACCGCUCAUGGAUGUAAACUACCUGCCUUUGACAGACAUGCGGAUAGCGAGGACGUUCUGCUUCACCAACCUGGGUCAGGCCAUGUACCUCUGCUCUCCCACCGAGGCCCAGAGGAUCACCUACAGCCAGGACACCUGUGAAAACCUACAGGAGAUGCUGGGUGAACUUUUUACACCAGUGGAGACACCAGAGGCCCCCAACAGAGGGUUCUUCAAAGGCCUCUUUGGUGGAGGAGCACAGUCGCUGGACCGAGAGGAGCUAUUCGGUGAGAUAUCAGCUGGAAAAGCAUCCCGAAGUCUGGCCCAGCACAUGCCAGGACCGGGCGGCAUCGAGGGCAUGAAGGGGGCGGCGUCCGGUGUGGUCGGAGAUCUGGCACGCGCCCGGAUAGCGCUGGACGAGAGAGGCCAGAAACUGGGCGAGCUGGAUGAGAGGACAGCCGCCAUGAUGGCCAGCGCAGACUCCUUUUCCAGUCACGCCCACCAGAUGAUGCUGAAGUGCAAAGACAAAAAAUGGUACCAGUUCUGAUCAGUGACGGGGGAGGAGCAGAGCUCCAUGGACACAACUACUGUCACCUUCCAUCGGCUCAUUUGGACUCACCGUGACGCCCCCCACCCAUCCGUCUGUCCAUUCAUCCAUCCCUCCAAGCCUUUUUCUUCACGGGGACACUUGGGAUUUUCUUCCCUAGCACAAUGUUGAAUACUGUUCUUACCUCAGUCUUCGGGUGGAACUGAGGAGUAGACAGGGGGAGAAGGACAACCUCAGAGGGUGUCUUUUUUUCAUGUUUUUGUCUCUUUGUUUAUCUCUGUUCAACUUCUCCUCCGAGGUCGCCAAUUGGCCCACGCACCUGGAGAUUCUUCAUUCUCAUUUGCCAAAAUGUCCUUUACUGUUGUCUCUCGCUCCGAGCCCAUCGGGGCCAGUAUUCAAAACCGACGAACAUAACUGAAAAAAAAAAGACAAACACCUAAUGAAGAAACAGACUAUAAAAAAUUCUUAAAAAUGUAUAAAGAAGGGAAAAAGAAUCUAAAUACAUCAUUAUAUAUACAUAAAUCUAAUAAAUGUGCAACGCUGUAUCGACUUCCGAGUGACAAGUACAAAAGGAAAGGGAUCGAGGAGUGUGAAGGGCGAAAGACGGCGGCGCUGGGAGAGCCACAGGAAGUGCUGCGACAGCGACGCCUCCUCUAUGCAGAGAGUCGCGGGGGAUUAAAGCAACUUAUUCUGAUGUACACUGGAUAUUUCGUCAUCUCGCUCAACCUCUAGACUCUCCUCUGUAUCUUACAGACUUUCAUAUCGUUACCAACAGUGUGUGUGUGUGUUAAUUUCUAUUUUUCUUGCCAUUCCUCUCUUUGUUAUUCGUUGGGUUUUUUGCUCUGUCUGUAUUAUCGGAAAAUCUCUUAUUUUUCUAUUGUUGUGAAAGUGGAUGAUAUUUGAUUUGUUGAAAAAAAUACGUUUUGUGGCUUUUAUCUAACAAACUCCAAUUAAUUUCUCCUUAUGAAAAGGGCUGGAAUCUAAAAAAGGAGGGCAAGGAUAUAAAAGGCAUAUAUCAUUUAGUACUCACUCACAUGGCAACAUCCGAUUUCUUCACUCUGAAAUCAAGUGCGUAUGAACCACACAUGUUUAUUGUUUACCCGUGGGUUUCAUUUAUCGACCUGUCUGAUGUGAACUGCCUCCCUCACCCCUCUUAAUGUCAUACGCUUCCACGGUUUGGCUUUGAGUGUGACUGUACAAAUGCUGAUGAGAUCAGUGUUAAAUACACUUUUAGUCGAGCCAGAUUUGGUGGCGUUUCCAAAUCACUACGGCGAUCACAUGCACAUGAGUAGAAAACCCUAUUUUAUGUGUAUUCAUAUAUGCAGGAUAAUAGAAAUACGGACCUUUAAAGGCAUACAUUUCAAACACAUUUCAGGUUUUGCUGACAGUUGUCUGUAUGAGAAAGUUGCCUGUGUUAAUAUUUAUUUAUUGAGGUGCGAGAGGCGGUUGUGUUUGGUGUCAGAAACAUUCACCCUUCAUUAUUAUCUUUCCAUAUUUGCAGCAAAUGCGGUGUAUCUCUCUGUCUACCAGGCUUUUAACCUUUAUUUGUAUAUAAGUAAAUAGUUUGACAAUCUUAAGACCAACUGGAAAGUAAAUGUCGAGGUUGCUCAAGCAACAGAAGAGGAGAGAGGCCAUAUUUUUUCUGACGCCAAAGAGUUGCUUUAGCUUUUCCAUUGCAUUAUCAUUUGGCUCCACCAGACAGUAUACGGUAAUAUGUGUCAGAACCCAGGAUCAGGUCCAUUUAGGAAUGUCAUCAUGUUCAUCAUUAAGAAAUAGAGCAAGUUGCAAUGGAACUCAGCCAUUUAUAGUAGUAUUGUUUCACAAUAUGUCAUAAUAAUGUAACAUCUGGACUAAUGUUUGAAGUGGCCUAACUGUUGGUUGAUACGGCUGUUUUCCUUUAAAACAAAAAACCUGAACCAUUCCACUACAGCUCAGACACAAUAUUUACGGUAUUCAUCUGUGUGUGUGUGUGUGUGAGAAUGUGUGUGUCAGGCUCAUGUCAAUUUUGGUUGUUUAAUAAUUGAUGUCCUAGUCUCCACCAGUCAGCUGUCCACGUCCAGUCGAGUGUCUGUCACACUAACUGAAGCCACCAAUGACGAUAAAAAGAUACCAAUAGGAUACUGAGCGUUAGAGGAUGACCUCUAAAUUCUGGUUUAAUUCUAACUGGCGCAUGUUUGGUCUUUGCACACAUGCUUCCACUCUCCUUCACUUCAAGUCUUUGCCUUCCUCUCUUCCUCCAGCGAGUCCUCUCUUGGUUCCACAGCGACAGAUAUUGCCUUCUCUGUGUUUAGUCAGCAUCGUAGUGUGGAUGUUGGUAUAGGUAGCUCUGUCUUAAAAACCCCCAAAAGUGAAGAAGAGGAAAAAACAACUUCAGGAAAAAUAACUAGUUUUAGCUAGAGGUCAUCCCCGGAAACAAUGUUCAGUGUCUCUCCCUCCGACCCAACUGUUAUUUGUGUGUUUUUUCUUUUUGUCAAUGUUAUACUUUUUUCCAUCUUUGAGUGAUUUCUUUCUUUUCCAUACACUACAGUAUGCAGUAUUCUCACCCCCGAUACAAUCCACACGCUCGAGCAACAAGAGGGAGUCCUGUCUAUCUGCCAUAUGCCAUCUUCUGUCCUGGAUUCAACAGUUAUCAGUGGGUUGCAGUAUUUUUCUCAUUGUAGCCAAUUUUCUUGUACAGUUUUAUGCAACUUUCACAUGGAUGUUUAUGACUUUAUCUGCUGCCACAAAAAUUUAGAAAUUCUGUAGAUAGAGAUUACUGUGCAAUGGAAAAUAAAAGUGGAAAAUGUA
Messenger RNA from Sebastes umbrosus (honeycomb rockfish), 6698 nucleotides. It is a transcript of the gene stxbp5a, whose product is annotated as syntaxin binding protein 5a (tomosyn). NCBI's taxonomy places the organism in Eukaryota, Metazoa, Chordata, Actinopteri, Perciformes, Sebastidae. Gene Ontology annotation, molecular function: syntaxin binding; GTPase activator activity; myosin II binding. Gene Ontology annotation, biological process: regulation of exocytosis; regulation of protein secretion. The record is from RefSeq and is a predicted model, not a curated record. Gene Ontology annotation, cellular component: cytoplasm; plasma membrane; SNARE complex. The transcript is spliced from 29 exons. The coding region runs from base 480 to 3911 and encodes 1143 amino acids.